Saccharomyces paradoxus is the source of this 2364-nucleotide messenger RNA. It is a transcript of the gene TOG1, whose product is annotated as Tog1p. The record is from RefSeq and is a predicted model, not a curated record. Lineage: Eukaryota; Fungi; Ascomycota; Saccharomycetes; Saccharomycetales; Saccharomycetaceae. The transcript has a single exon. The coding region runs from base 1 to 2364 and encodes 787 amino acids. Gene Ontology annotation, molecular function: DNA-binding transcription factor activity, RNA polymerase II-specific; DNA binding; zinc ion binding. Gene Ontology annotation, biological process: regulation of DNA-templated transcription; DNA-templated transcription.
AUGGCGGCAAAGAGAGGAUUGGCAAAACAGACCUCUAGGGUAAGCAAAGCGUGUGAAAGAUGUCAUAGGAAAAAGAUUAAGUGUGACAGUAAGAAACCAUGUUUUGGUUGUGUUGGAUCUCAGUCUAAAUGCACGUAUAAAAAUCAACUGUACGAACCCAUUGAGGUUUUUUUCAAUUAUACAGGCAGUCUCAGUAACAAUCUGGAUAAUGUUAAGUGUAGUAUAGCCAAAUUGAAAACUCAGCUACCUCCAAGCGCACCGGCAUCUCUACGGAAAGACCUAGCCAAUAUUUGCACAGAGCUCGAAAAAAUUCAACCUCAGCUUUACCUUAAUCUAGACAGCAAGGAAAUUAGCUCUUACGAUGGUCCGAAGUCGAUAGAAACAGAAAUUAUUGGGAAACAGUCUAAAUUUCUGAACAGGUUCUCUAACGCUUUUGAAAGCAAUACCGCACAAAAUGUCAGUAUGUACUUUGGAGUCUACUCACCGCUGCUAUAUUUUACUUCCACCGGCAUUAGCUGGAUAACUAAAAAAUUGAUUUCAUGUUCGGAUGAUAGGGAGACGAGAGAGACCAUCUAUUUAUUUUUGAAGUUUCUUGACGCUAGCUCUGCUAGUCAUGCUAGUCCUAAAGUAACUUCGAUAUCUCCUCUAGAGUAUUAUGCAAAGUUGAACGGGCUUUCAUGUGGAAACGACGUACUUAUUCAACACAUUAUGUCAAAUAUAUCCAAUGAAAUCAAAGAGAAUACGAACAUCACUCGAACUAAUAAAUUUAAUAAACCAACGGACUGGUUUAUGUACGGAGUACAUCUAAUGGAACAGCAUCACAAGACGUUGGAUCGUAAAAGUUCCAAAUUGUUGUCUUUGAAAGGUUUUCUUGAGCAGGAUGAGUUGAUUUUUUGUCUUUGUCUUGAGUAUUUUGAAAGAUCCAUAUUUUCAACAAUGUACGAUUUGAUCAUUUUAAAGGGUUUAGUCUCACUGAUGAAACAUAGAUAUUGGAUCGACGAUCCUUUUGUGUUGGGAAGAAUUAUUUGCACGAUGUCCAGGCGAAGUUUGGAUGCUGGUUUAAACCGUUGGGAAUAUUAUAUUGGCCAAGAGGAGGGCACUGCGGAAGCAUAUCGUAAGUUAUGGUGGGAUUGCUAUUGGUGGGAUAGAUGGUACUCCUUGGUCACCGGCAAGCAGCCAUUGAUACCAGAUGAAAUGACCUCGUGUCUCUUUCCUAAGGAAGUAGUCGGAUUAGGAGUAGACGAUUCGAUGGACUGUUUUACUUUAAUAAACUUGGUCAAGCUCGACCCAAGUAAACUUGAAGUUUGUAUUUCUUUCGGCUAUAUUCUAUUGACAAAAAUCAUUACAGCAGUAUUUUCUGGGUUGCUUUAUAAUCGACAUUUUACAGACUACAGAUUAUUUGCCACGCCUGAUACAAAAGACCUAAAUGGAACUGCACAACAGCUUAUGGCGGAGUUUUCAAAGGUAUAUAAAAUUUUCCAGCGCGUACAAGACAAGCUAGUUCCUUUUCUCAAACAAUACUCUGAAAACAGUAGUGCAUUUGAAUUAUACACCCAUUUUGGGUUUGCUAAGGUUUGUUGUUUCCAGGGAAUAGAGACUUUGAUAUUAAGGAUACAAAAUCUCUUACAAGGAAGAGAAAAAGCCGAACUCGAUUCAUGCGUAAAGGACAUCAGGCUUGAAACCUUUAAAGCAUCUGUAGAUAUUUUAACAGACAUUCUCAAGCUGAAAGAUAUGUUCUAUAUUUUCCGAUGUUCGUGGUUCAUAUAUGCGAUCUUGAUGAAUAUCACCUUGUAUUUCAUCGAGACCCCCAGAAGAAACUCGAUAUCUUAUUUAUCCUUGAUGUGCAGUGUGAUAGCCUCAUUUGAUGAUUUAUUCAUAAGCUCUGGCAAUGUUAGCCUCAAGGGCAAUAACGCGUUUUUUAAAAAGUUGCAAAAUGGGACAACAGUGUCCUUCAUCCUAACACGUAUUUGCUGCCAGAUGUACAUACGAUCGCAGAAAACGACUAGAGAAUCAUUAUUCAGUGAACUGAAAAAAUACGGCCAGGCUUGUUCGGAUGCUAGUCAAGCAGUGUUGGAUAUUGAAUGUAUCUGGUACAAGAAUAUAAUAGGGGAACAUAAAGAAUCGAGCUUUCGUAAAGAAAUUCUCAGUAUUCUUGAUAGGGACAUGGGCGAUCUGGUGAAUAAUAGGGUUAUUGGUGUACAAGGAAAAAAUGAGACGGGUACUUGUCAUGAGGAGUUGCCGCUCACCGGCAUGGAUUUUGGCAGCCUCGAAAAUUUUGUGACUUCAGGAUCUCUACCAGACUUUCUCAAUCUAUUUUGGGAGGACAUUGAGUUGGGUAUUUCUAAAGGAAACUUUGGAGAGUAA